This is a messenger RNA of Entamoeba invadens IP1, 2895 nucleotides long. RefSeq lists its product as hypothetical. NCBI's taxonomy places the organism in Eukaryota, Evosea, Mastigamoebida, Endamoebidae. The coding region runs from base 1 to 2895 and encodes 964 amino acids. The record is from RefSeq and is a predicted model, not a curated record. The transcript has a single exon.
AUGGUUCAUCUUGAGAUGGUCUACUUGAUGAAAAUUGCUCUUCAUUUAUUUUCCAUGUCAGACAUCACAACUUUUUUACAAGUGAACAAAGCAUGUUUAGUUUCAGUGACAUCACUCCACGUCAAUCCGUGGUUUUCUGAUAGAAAUGACAUAACAAGCUACGUAGCCAAAUUCACUCCAACAACAAUGAAUUGCAACUCCGUUAUAAUACCCGACAAGUUCUGUACCAAUGUACAAUUUCUUCGAAAUGUCAAAAAUCCAAUUGACAUUGAAACAUUAAAAAGAACCAAAGUGAGCAGCAUCUCUAUUGGUAUCGACUUUAUAUGGGACAAAGAGUAUUUCAAAGCAUUGACUCAACUGGAAGGAGUCAACAAUGUUGAAAUACCCCUUCAAAUAGCUGAGUUAUAUGUUAACAAUUUUGACACAACAAAAACAGCAAAACAGUUGUUACCGAAAAAGGUGGUAUUUGUGUUGGAUUUUUGCAGUGAUAAUCCUGAUAAAAUUGAUGAAGACAAACUCGACUCAAUUUUUGAAAAAGUCAAUAAAUUUAAUACUAAAAUGGUUCUUAUUCGCAAAAGAAAAGCAGUUUUGCCGUUCACUCGAAAACAUGAUUUCGACAUUUAUGUUGAAAUAAUCGACCCUUCAGAAAUUGAAUUUGUGAAACCUUUAACACCCUCAAAAGUGACGUUUUUAGUAAACACAAACAUUGUUUAUAAUAACGAAAACAACAUUUUGAAAAUGAUUAAUAACAGUGUUUGUAAUAGUGUUGAAUUUCUUAUUACAAUGGACGUCGACUUUUUAAAGUACGAAUUUCCUCAUUUUGUCGGGGAAAUUGAAUUUAAACAAUAUACAAUGAUUGCAAAAGGGAAUUACUACGUUUCUUCUUUUUAUAUUCCAAAAAAUUCAUUUUGUGUAAUUCUCCCAAAAAAUAUCAAAAAUAUAACAAAAAUCACUGGAGAAAAUGUGCUGUUUUCUGUUUACAAAGACACCCAAAAUGUCCUCAAAGUAACAAAACUUGUUCUUUGUGAAAACACGAAUUUUGUGAGUAAAAUGGAGACAGAAAAUGGUAGCAAAAUGAAAAUGUGGGAUACAGCAAUAAAUAAAAGAGAAGUGUUUGGAAGUGUUGAAGAAGUAGUUUUACAACAUGCCACCAACUGCAAUGUGACUGGAUUUCCACGUCUUAAGAAAGUUAAAAUUCACGAUUCAAACAACGUGAAAAUUGACUUGGAAAAAUGUGAAAUUGUUGAUGCAGCAUAUUGUAACAAUUUGUCUCUUAAUUUUUCUGAAAUUACAGACAAACGGCACUUUAUUUUUUCAAAUAUAAAAAAAUUUAAAAUUAAUUUUGGGAAGACUACAAAUCGUCUUGUUACUUUGGAAAUGUUAAAAUGCGUAGACGUUUCUAUAAAAUCUGAAAACGAGACAUUUAACGAUUUGAAAUUCGUUGAGUGUCAAAAUCUGAAUUUUAAAAAUCUAAUUUCAACUUUAAAUAUUCAACUUUUUGAGUCCAAUAUUAUCAACGGUAACAUUUACAGUGAACAUGUACUUUUGAAUGGAAUAAAAGAAUCACAGCCAAUCAAUUUCUCACAAACAAAAAGUAUUUCAUUAUUUGAAAUUUCAAAUUUCACAUUUUGUAACGUUUUUACAAAUGUGAAAAUGUUAUCUGUCACGCUGUGUCACAAUUUGGUUGUUUGUAAUGAAAAUGGUUUUUUAGAAGAAAUCAAAGCUAUUUCUUCCGACAAAAUAAUCUUUAAAGGGGUAUACAAACACCUCAAAAAGUGCUCAAUAUCUAAUGAUACGACUAUUGAAUUUUCAGACUUUAAACCCAUUCGAAUUGAAAAAGAAAUAUGUGAUACUCAAAUCGAAGAUUUUGGGUUUAAAGAAAAAGUCGAAGUUAAAUACAAAUACAACGAACGCAAUGAAAUAUUAAAAGACGUAGAAAAAGAAGAAGACGACUCGGUUAAUUUGAACAAAAUGACUUUUUCUGAAUAUCUCAAAUACCAGCAAACAAAAAAGACCAAAAAGGAGUCUGAAGAGAAACCAUUAAAAGAAAUAAAAGAAGUUGAAAAAAUCAUUUCAAAAGAAUUUGUUGAGCUUUUCAAUGCUCAAAAUGUUGUGUUAACUCUUUGUGUGUCAAACACGAUAACAAAUGGUGUGAACUACAUUUCACGUCUUAAAAUAACAAAUUUUGAAGGGACACUUAAAAGGGUAUUUGACACCAAAAUCGGCAUUUUUGAAGUGAUUGGUAGUUCACUCAAAGUCUUGUUGAACGACAUAAAAACAGUUCAAAUUUUAAACAAAAUUACAUUGAAAUGUUCUGAAGUGUCUUUUAACAAUGAAUUUCUUUUUACAAACUUGUUUAUCGAAGACUCUAAAAUUACACUUGAACAAUUGGGACUUUCUUUAAAUAAAAAGAAUGAUACUGUGAGUAGUAUUGUCAUCAAAAAGUCUGUAAUUGACAACAGAAUUUGCACAACAAAUGCAAUCGAAUUUGUUGAAAUAGACGGCGGUGAUAUCAAUACAAAUUUCUUGAAAAACUGCACCGAAAAAGUUGUUUUGAAAAAUAUCAAUGAUAAAGAAACAAUUAUUAUUGGAAAUAAUGUUAAACAACUAAUUGUUAUAAAUUGUCAAAAAUUAAGAAAUUGUGUAGUUUCGCCAGUUGUGAAUGUCGAAAUUACUAAUUGUGAGAAUGUCUUAAUUUCAAAUGUCAAAAAAGAAAAAGUGAAAAUUGUAGAAUCACUUAAUGUUGAUGUUCAAGAAGUUCAACUCCAUACAGAAAGCGUUGAACACACAAAAACAAAUCAGAAUUUUGGUGCUGUAGAUUCUAAAAUAGCAAAAGGUUAUAAUAAUACAACGAUAUUUAAAGGCGAUUCGUAUCUAUUAAACCUUUUUAAAUAA